Scomber japonicus (chub mackerel) is the source of this 2606-nucleotide messenger RNA. Its product is annotated as Krueppel-like factor 2. NCBI's taxonomy places the organism in Eukaryota, Metazoa, Chordata, Actinopteri, Scombriformes, Scombridae. The transcript is spliced from 3 exons. Gene Ontology annotation, molecular function: DNA-binding transcription factor activity, RNA polymerase II-specific; RNA polymerase II cis-regulatory region sequence-specific DNA binding. The record is from RefSeq and is a predicted model, not a curated record. Gene Ontology annotation, biological process: regulation of transcription by RNA polymerase II. The coding region runs from base 358 to 1599 and encodes 413 amino acids.
CCGCUAACUCUCUCACAAGCUCUCUGUCUCUGACUCGCAGGGAAACUCGGACUUUUAUACCGAGGCUAAAUUUAGGGGGGCUGGCCAGUGCGCAGCGUCCUCAUCCUGGACGCGCUUCCUUCCUCCAGCCUUGCAUUGGUCAGAUCUGGGCAGCGAACAAUAUUUAUAAGAAAAGCAGCUCCUUCCAGGCGCACAGAUGCACAUGAGUGAAGAGCAACAGCUCAUCGGACGGCAGAAGAAGCGACGCGCUCUGUAGCUUUUUCUGGAGACUCAGUGGACUCUAGUGAUUUCCUUUAGAACUGAGAAAUUGUCUUUUCUCAAUAUUUAGGGACGUUUUUUUUCUACUUUUUAUAACGCAUGGAAAUGGCCUUGAGUGGGACCAUUUUACCAUCAAUCUCUACAUUUGCCAACCAUAAGGAGAAAUGUUGGGAAGAUAGGUGGAAGGGCAACAUGAACAGCAUUGUCCCCGACACUGAGAGCAGCUGCCUGAGCAGAAAAGACGACGAGGACUUGGAUAAGUUCUUGGAUCUUGAGUUUAUUCUCGCGAACACCACCAGCUCCGACAGCGCGCCAGCCUCCGGGACGGGGGCAGAGUCCUACCGGUCCCAGGAGUCCGGGGCGCCCGUGUAUCACCAGCAGCAACAACAGCCAGCCAAUUACACCUCUGUCCCAGACAUGAACAGCCCUCCGCCGCCUUACAACAGUCUGAUGGCCGAGCUCCUUCGCUCUGACAUGGAUACCAGCUUCCUCCCCGGGAACAGCUCCAACAUCCAAGGCAGAUUCUUGAUCAGCUCCUCGCCUUUCCAGACCACUCAGGAUUUAUUCCCCGAGCAUCCGAACAUCAAAGUGGAGCCAGCCUCCAUGGACACGUACGGACCUGUGAUGGGUCUGGUGCCUCAAAGCUGCACCAAAAUCAAACAUGAAGGGAACGUCUCCUGUAUGAUGUCAUACGAGCAGCACCCGCGGCUGGCCAACUCCCCGCAGGCCGCCGUGGGCAGCAUGACGCCGCCACUCAGCCCGGACGACCUGAUGAGCUCAGAGUGCCACCAGCAGCAGAUGUGCAACUCCACCUCGCUGACAUUCCCUCAGAGCUUCCACCCUCACCAUCGAAGCGCACCCGCGGGAUUUCCUCACCCGCACCCCGGGAUUCAGCUUUCUUUCCCCGGGGCGCACCACCAUCACCAGUUCUCCGGUAUGUUUGGGGAAGACGCGACCAUGGGCAUGCAGCAGCAGCCAGCGGCCGGCCAGCGGGUCCUGCUCACUCCACCGUCUUCCCCGCUGGAAAUGAUGGACACCAAGCCAAAAAGAGGUCGCCGGUCCUGGCCGAGGAAACGCACAGCCACACACACCUGCACUUUCGCCGGCUGUGGGAAGACAUAUACCAAGAGCUCGCACCUGAAGGCGCACCUCAGGACGCACACAGGAGAGAAACCAUACCACUGCAGUUGGGAGGGUUGCGGUUGGAAGUUCGCUCGUUCUGAUGAGCUAACACGUCACUUCCGGAAGCACACCGGACACCGGCCGUUCCAGUGCCACCUGUGUGAACGGGCUUUCUCCCGGUCUGAUCAUCUGGCCCUGCACAUGAAAAGACACAUGUGAGGACAGUCUCCAGGGAUGAAAAGACAGAAGACAAGGACUUGUAUGCACCGCAUUAGCCUGAUAAAAGACCUAUAAUAAUCCUAUGAUCAGCUAUAGAAGAAUGCUAUGCAAAUGUAUCACAGCCAUAAAUGCCUAUAGGAGUAUUAAUAGUGGUACCACUGCAGGAUAAACUGCAAUACAGUAUGAUGAGGCCACUAUUGACUAUACUGUAAUACCGACAGGUAUAUUAUAGGAAUAUUAUAGUGAUUUUUCAUUGGGGCAAAAGGAGCAUCAACAUAGAUGCCGUCUUAUAUUUUGUAAAAGAAAUUAUUUAAAGUUAUUUUCUGAAAUGAGACAAGUGACAAACAAACAUGACCACACAUAAUGAGUAAAACAAAACAAAUAUGACAGAAACAGAUGAAUUCUGUUCAGACUAAACAAUGUAGCUGGUACUACUUUUUGUAUGGAAUGUUGUUUAUGUAAACAACAAAAAAUAAAAGGAACAUUCCACUCAACAUGUCAGGCACAUGCCACUGAAGCAACUGGAAGCAGACAAUCCUUUGAAGAGCAAUGUUUUUUUGUAUUUUUACCAUUAGUGCCUUUUAUAACAUUUUAUUACACAUCUUACGAGUGCCAUAUUCUCCACUGGCUAGAAACAACCAAAGUUUGAUUCUGUGUGUUAUAUUGUAAGUGUAAACAGCACAUGAAAUAAGCUUUGAGACAAUGUUUUUUUCCUAAAACUGCCUUUCAUUCUGUCCUCUUUAAAGGCUUGAAUUGAAUAUUGUGUCUGUGAGUCUGUGAGUCUGUCUGUUUUCUACUAGCAUUUGAAGUCAGGGUUUUACAGUAGAAGUCUCACAGAAGUGCAUGCCAUCUCAAAGCCACCUGAUUGACAAAGGGCUACAAAGUCUUUGGCUUUAAGACUUGUUUGUUUGUGUCUUGAAGAAAUGUACUACAUUGUAAAUAAAAAACUGUUUUAUAUAAUGUAAAUAGUUUAUUUUAAUUGUACAUAUUAAACUAAUUGAACAACA